Epithele typhae is the source of this 828-nucleotide messenger RNA. RefSeq lists its product as uncharacterized. Lineage: Eukaryota; Fungi; Basidiomycota; Agaricomycetes; Polyporales; Epitheliaceae. Gene Ontology annotation, cellular component: cytoplasm. Gene Ontology annotation, molecular function: zinc ion binding. The record is from RefSeq and is a predicted model, not a curated record. The transcript has 4 exons. The coding region runs from base 1 to 828 and encodes 275 amino acids.
AUGUCCUCCUCGUCUGGGCUCCCCGCGGUCGGCGCCCACUGCGCCCUCGCCGCCUGCAAUCUCAACGACUUCCUCCCCAUCCGCUGCCAGUGCGCCGCGCUCUUCUGCGCCGCCCACAUCGCCCCCGACGCCCACGCGUGCCCGCUGCUCGCCGCCACCCCGCGCGGCGACCAGUCCGAAAGCUUCAAGCUCGAGCGGUGCGCCGCGGCGGCGUGCACGAAGCCCAGCCUCGAGUCCUUCGUCGCCCGCUCCGCCGCGGUCGAGGGGCGAGUGCCGGCGCUGUGCCCGGGGUGCGGGCGUGCGUUCUGCGCCGAGCACCGCGAACCCGCCGCGCACGCUUGCGCUCCGCCACCGCCAGACCCCGCCGCGCCUCCCGCCCCGGUCAAGAACGCAGCGGCGAAGGCGCUCCUGGCGGCGCACUUCGGCACACCGGCCUCUCGCGAUCGGGCGGGGUCCAAGCCAGCCGCGGCGGGCUCUGCGCGGGCGCAGGAGGCGAAGCGCAAGGUGGCCGCGAUGAAGAUGCGACAGCAGGCCAAGGCGGGAGACCCGAAGGAUGCAGCUGCGUCCGUCGCCGUCGACCAGCGGUUGCACGUCCGCGUCGCACAGGCGGGGCAGCCAGCGACGGAGCGCGUCUUCUGGUUCCGAAAGGGCUUGGUUGCCGGCAGGGCACUCGACAUGCUCGCCACCCACUUCCGGAUGACCAUCAGCGACUCCCAGCCUCUCAGACUGCUGCUCACCGACAACGGCGCAGAUGGCGCCGCUCUGCAGAACGAUCGGCCACUUGAAGAGCAGAUCUCCGACGGUUCGACCCUCGUACUGAGCAGGUAA